Messenger RNA from Carassius carassius (crucian carp), 1187 nucleotides. Its product is annotated as ly6/PLAUR domain-containing protein 6B-like. The transcript is spliced from 6 exons. The record is from RefSeq and is a predicted model, not a curated record. Gene Ontology annotation, molecular function: acetylcholine receptor regulator activity. NCBI's taxonomy places the organism in Eukaryota, Metazoa, Chordata, Actinopteri, Cypriniformes, Cyprinidae. Bases 242 to 760 code for a protein of 172 amino acids.
AAACCACAGUAGCAAAUUCGCUAUUUUAUAGAUGACUGUGAUCGCCGCAGAGGGGAUGCGGGUGAUCUUCACUUACUGAGCUACAGGGAGAUGUGAUUUCAUGUCUGUACAUGUAAAUGAAAUCACACACGUCAACGCAGUUUCUUAAGGAGGAAAAUGAUUUAAGAGAGAAAGAGGAAGUGUUUUACUCUUCUGAGGAUCUCAACAGGAAAUCUCAGGAGUCAAUAUCAGUGUUUUAAACAUGGCAGCAGAUCUGGCCUUAGUCAGUGUUCUCAUCCAGCUUCUUGUUGAUUUGGUGCAAAGUGACAGCAUUGACUUCUACAAUAUCAUGCCUGCUGCAGAAGUGUUCAUGUCUUGUACAGCCACUCCAUACCCCAAGAGUUUCAAGUGCUUCACAUGUGAACAGGCCUCAGACAACUACCGCUGUAACCGUUGGGCAGAAGAUGUGUGGUGUCCUCAGAAUACCCAGUACUGCAUGACAAUACACCACUUCAACCAUCAUGGAAAGACAACAUUUGUUACCAAAAGAUGUGCAGUGCAUGAAGAAUGCCAGUUAGCUGGCUGUAAACAUCACAAAAACACACACCAUGAGUGCAUAUCCUGUUGUGAAGGGAUGGUUUGCAACGUAGAGCUGCCGACUAAUCACAGUAAUGCAGUGUUUGCCGAAAGGCAGACCCAGAGCUCAGCGGCACCCAUUUUCAGGAUCUGGGAUUCUGUGAUCCUCAUGGUCCCAGUUCUCACGGGACUGUUACCGUUGUGAUCCUCAAUCAUGUGAAUCUGUUCGGUAAUGAACAGCUAGACAAAUUCUUGAGACAAAGGAGACGUCAAACACACUGCAGUAUUAUUAAUACAGUCAGAUGGAUGUAUUCAUUAAGGCCAUAGUAAUAUCAUGCAGCAUUCCCAUUCAUACCACUUGCAGGAUGUUGCAGGAUUCGCUAGAAGAAUGUGAUUUGCCGUCUUUGGGCUCACAGGUGUUUCCAUGACUGAUCAUUGACUAAUCUGCCUGGAGCCGCAGGAAAAAUUACAUCAUGGCUUGGCUGAUCGGUUAAUGAGAAGAAGAAGAUCACUCAUUAGCAUCUGUCCGGAGCUGUGAUACAAGUCAAUUUCACACUUGUCCUCUCCCUUCAAAAACAGUUGGACACUGAUACAUAAUCUACUGUAAUAGAAUUAAAUAUUUGUGACUUAGA